AUGUCCUCGUCGCUCGGCAACUUCGGUAGUGGCGAUGGCGGUGGUCCAGGUGGCGGUGCCGCCCCUCAAUUCUACUUCUGCCACCAAUGCAAUCGUACUGUCACCUUAACCCCUUUGCCAUCCUCCGACCUCCUUUGCCCCCUAUGCAACGGUGGCUUCAUAGAAGAAUCCGAACCCAACCCACCAAACACUCACCCUAACCCUAACCCUAACCCUAACCCAUUCCUUCCCUUCUCCUCCGACAAUUUCCCCGGCUUCCCUAUGGUCUUCUCUACCACCUCCCCUGGCGGUGGCACCGGUGGCGGAAUGGAUGAUUUCUCUACUCUUUUUGGCGGUCCCACCAACCGAUGGGUCGGUCCCAACGAAUAUAACCCGUUUGCAGUUCUACAGAACUAUUUCAACACCCUUCGAGCCAGUGGGGCCAACAUUCUCGUCAUCGAGGGGAACCCUUCAGUCGCCGGCGGCGAUUCCAUGGGGUUUCAGCUUCCGACCAACCUCGGCGACUACUUCGUCGGACCGGGGCUGGAGCAACUGAUUCAACAAUUGGCUGAAAACGAUCCGAAUAGAUACGGGACUCCUCCGGCUUCAAAGUCUGUAAUUGAAGGGCUUCCGAAUAUAAAGAUCACACAGGAAUUGUUGGCAUCGGAUUCCUCACAAUGUGCUGUUUGUAAAGAUGGUUUUGAAAUUCACGAGGAGGUCAAACAAAUUCCUUGUAGACAUAUAUACCAUAAGGAUUGCAUUACACCAUGGUUAGAGUUGCAUAAUUCUUGUCCAGUUUGUCGGCAUGAAUUGCCGACAGAUGAUAUGGAUUACCAGAAUCGAACUCGAGGAACUCAGCAGAUGGGAAGUGGUGUUGGUAGUGGUAAUUCAGGUCCGGGGUGGGUGGGCAGAGGUGGUGGUAGUGGUAAUUCAGGUACUGGUGUUGGUGGAGGGGGUUCUCAGGAGAAUUCUCCUCCGAUGUCAAGGACGGUGGAACGUAGGUUUAGGCUACCAUUGCCUGGCCGUUUAGGGCAUUUGGGUCGCCUGCAGAGACGAGCAAUAGCAGAGCUGCUGGGAAUGAUGGUGUGA
Molecule: messenger RNA, 1068 nt
Organism: Ilex paraguariensis (yerba mate)
Lineage: Eukaryota; Viridiplantae; Streptophyta; Magnoliopsida; Aquifoliales; Aquifoliaceae
Source: the annotation of a GenBank genome assembly